Molecule: messenger RNA, 1608 nt
Organism: Pocillopora meandrina
Lineage: Eukaryota; Metazoa; Cnidaria; Anthozoa; Scleractinia; Pocilloporidae
Source: the annotation of a GenBank genome assembly
AUGGAUCCCCACCUACGAAAUUUGAUCUGGAGUGACAUCGAAUACAGACUCUUCGAGUUUGUUGAUCGCUUUCCUUUGCCUCAAAUUGUCAAAGUGCAAGAAGGUUACUAUGGCCCAACUGAAGACUCAUGCAUUGGGGCCGAACAGAUCCUCACGCUACAUUGCGUGAAAACUACAGAGAAAGUUUUAGCUCGAGACAGAAAGAAACGAGAGCUUCAUAUUCCUUUGAACUGUUCACAGAAGGUCGAGCUUCGUCCCGCCGAGUUCAGAGGAAUUUACGAAACCGUGGAGGAAAUUAGUAGAAUUCCAGCGAGAUUUGUAAGGGUGACCCAAGGGUAUUAUCUGGAAGAAGAAGCAGUGAGCCUGAAUCCCGGAGAUAAACUGGAAGUGAUCCGCGUGGAGCAUGGAAUGGGAGGGAAAGAGGACUGUGUCGUGUUCCUUACUGAAGAGCGCAACCCCAUUCGCUUACCUUUUAGUGUCAGUGCUGGAUUCCAGUCCCUGCUUGAUGGACGGGAGUACUAUCUGAAGGAGCUAAUGAUGUCGUCAUUUAAGCUGCCAGUCUACUUUCAGUUCACUGAACCACCUUCUAUCACUCGAAGAUCAAGUGAGGGUGUUUUUAACACAUCACUCGGGGUGCUGUCAUUUGAAAAAGUGUACCAAGAUUCUACCAUUAUUUGCACUACUAAAGAAGGUAGCGUUAGAACAGUGGUCAGCUGCCCCAAAAAUCUUCCAGUCACAAUCAAUGUGGCUCGUGGGGCACUGUCAGAUGACAAGGAUUAUGUCCGCAUUUGUCGCUUGUUUCACGAUGGGGUCAGUCUUUUGAAGAUUGAGAACAUGGAGAUACAGAACAUUUAUGCAUCGAGGAACACCAUUAGGGAGUAUGAGUAUAUUGCAGAUGAUUCAUCACCACCCCCACCUGUUCCUCUCCGUGAAAGUGCAGAGAACUCUUCUUCAUCCAGUAGUCAGGUACCUGAAGCAAGUAACUCUGAUUCUGGUGAUGACAGCCAUGAAUACACUUACAUCGACGAACCUGUGCCAGACAAAUCCACCCUUUCCCAAGACCUGAAGCCAAAUGGUGUCCUACCAUCUGAUGGUAAGGCUUCAGCAGAAAUGGUGAAUCUUGAUAAAAAUCUGGAUAAAGUGGCUAUCAAUCAUGAUGAUGAAGAUGAUGAUGCCUACCAAAAUUAUCCUCCUCCUGUCAUGAAAGGUGUUGAACCAACCACAAAUAAAGAGCCUGUCAAACCUCCACGAAAAUCAAAAGAGGCAGCACAACAGAGUCCUAAAGAGAAUAAGCCAGAGGUAAAAAAGAUCCCACCAGCUAUCAAGCCAAAGCCACCUUCAAUAAAGGCCAAGCCAAUGGGGAAGCAGAAUGAGAAAGAGAAACAGUUUGUUGUACCAGAUGAUCUCUCCCAAAUGUCCAUAAGAGAAGUGUCCCAAUUUUUGAGAAAUUACAGUUUUGAAAAUUUUGUGGAAUUAUUUGCUGAAAAUGAGGUGGAUGGUGACCUCCUUGUCAAUCUGACUGAGGAGGAGCUUAAGGCACUGGGGCUGAAUGCUUUUCAGUGCAAGAAAAUAUCAAGACUUGUCAAUGGAUGGAGACCUAAAAAGUAA